AUGGAUGCAGAAUCAUUAGAACACAUAGUACCAGAUGGCGGAUAUGGAUGGGUAAUAGUGCUUGUUGCAUUUAUGCGCCGAGGAUUAGCAAACGGCAUUGCUAUAGCUGGUGGUGUUGGACCUUUGAUUUAUUCACCAAUAUUAUCCAAAUUAUUAUCUAGCAUUGGUCAUCAAUGGACAAUAAGUGUUUUUGCAUUUGCCACACAUAUUGACAUUUCAGAAGGAACCAGCGCUAUAAUUGAGAUCAAACCUGUUAAAUCUAAGCAUGAGCAAAAUACCUUUUUUAUAUGUACCUUUUCAUCCGGCGCCGUAGUACUAUUAAUAUGGACAUUUUCAACAACUUUAGUACCUUUAUUAAUUUUUGCUAUGAUUUAUGGAAUGAAUGCUGGUGGUUUCGUUUCAUUGCUUUCGGUGGUUGCCACGGACAUAGUAGGCUAUGACCAGAUAACAAAUAGUAUAGGAUAUUUAUAUGCUAUUGAUAUAAUUGGCACAACUUUUGGUACACCAAUUGCAGGUGCUUUGUUGGAUUUAAGUAAAUCCAAAGCAACAAAUCAAGAGGGAGUCGAAAUUUAUUUUUUACCAAUAAUGUAUUCAGGUUCUAUUAUCAUAUUUGGUACUUUCUUUUUAAUGUGGGAAAGUCAGAAAUUAUAUUUUUGA
Molecule: messenger RNA, 657 nt
Organism: Entrophospora sp. SA101
Lineage: Eukaryota; Fungi; Glomeromycota; Glomeromycetes; Entrophosporales; Entrophosporaceae
Source: the annotation of a GenBank genome assembly